CAUCUGCCAAUCUUAAUAUAAGAAGCAUGCACGUCAAUGCAUAUGUAUGUGUGUGUAUAUAUACUAUAAUCUGCAAAAGCUGAUUUUUUUUUUUGGAAAGAAGAUGAAGUUCGGAAAAGAAUUCGCGGCACAGAUGGUGCAGGAAUGGCGUGACGCGUACAUGGACUACAACAGUCUGAAAACAGUGUUGAAAGAUAUCGGGCGGAUCAGACAAAGAAGCGUAUCAACGCCAGUCAUGGCCGCAUCGACCUCAAAAAGUUCUUUGAAAAGAAAGGUUUCCUUCUACAGAGCUUUUAGCGGGCUAACAAGCCGGCACAGAAGCUCUCCGAGAAAGAAUGAGGAUGAAGUAAUUCUUGUUCAUGCAGUGGAGCAGCAGGAGGGCGCAGAUGGGCACUACCAAACCAUGUUCCUCAUGUCUUCCGACACCGGCGGAGAGUACGAGCUUGUUUUCUUCAGGAGGCUUGAUGAUGAGUUCAAUAAGGUCUUAAACUUCUACAAAAUGAAGGUGCAGGAAGUUAUGGACGAGGCAAAUGAAUUGACUGAGCAGAUGGAUGCUUUGAUUGCUGUUCGCAUAAAUGUGGAUAAACCGAUGGUGAAAUCUCAUUUUCUUGGAGCUGAUUUGGAAAAUCUUGCAAGCAAUGAGAGAAAUCCUGGACGGCAGCAUAUGGAUUUGAUUCAAGAAAUUGAGAUGAGCGCUGAAGGAAAUUUGGAAGAGCAAAACCAAAACGAGAUUUUCGAGAAUUCUGGAGACAAUUAUAGGAAGGGCAAGGGACAAAAGAUUUCCAUCCAAGGAUCGAGGCCAACAUCAUUAGAAAUACUGGAUCAUGCACAGAUCAAUAAUCUCACCCCAGAAACUCCAGUAUCUACUUUGAAAGCCAUUCUCAUGAGUACGAAUUCCGCCACGUCCUUCGGCAAGAAAGAGCUUAGGAAAGCAGAGGAACUAAUGACACAGGCUUUUACUGAAUUCUAUCGAAAGCUGCAAAUUCUGAAGAGCUACUGCUUUUUGAAUCUAUUGGCAUUUUCAAAGAUCAUGAAGAAACUGGCUUCACUACCACAGAUCACUUCAAGAAAUGCAUCAAAGACUUAUAUGGCGAUGGUGGACAAUUCUUAUCUCGGUAGCUCGGAUGAGAUUACUAGGCUCAUGGAAAGGGUGGAGGCUACCUUCAUUAAGCACUUUGCAAAUGGAAAUCAUAGAAAAGGAAUGAAGAUUUUAAGGCCAAAAGCCAGAAGGGAGAGACAUCGGAUUACGUUUUCCUUGGGUUUCUUCUCUGGCUGCUCACUUGCACUUGUAGUAGCCACCGUUGUGCUUAUACAUGCAAGAGAUCUGCUGAAAAGCCAUGGGCGUACUCAGUACAUGGAUAACAUGUUUCCUCUUUACAGCUUGUUCGGAUUCAUUGUCCUGCAUAUGCUUAUGUACUCUGCAAACAUAUACUUUUGGAGGCGUUUCAGAGUCAAUUAUUCGUUUAUUUUCGGCUUCAAGCAAGGAACAGAAUUGGGUUACAGACAAGUCUUUCUUCUCAGUUCAGUUCUUGCUGUACUUGCAUUGGUUGGCGUCAUUUCAAAUUUAGAUAUGGAAAUGGACGAAAGAACAAGAAGCUUCGGAGCCUUAACAGAACUAGUCCCUUUGGGAUUACUUACUGUUGUGGUUCUCAUAAUAUUCUGUCCCUUCAACAUCAUAUACCGUUCAAGUCGCUUCAUCCUAAUCCAAUCAGCGUUUCAUUGUCUUUGUGCUCCUCUGUACAAGGUUACCCUCCAAGAUUUUUUCUUGGCAGACCAGCUAACUAGCCAGGUGCAGGCUUUCAGAAGUCUUGAGUUCUAUGUUUGUUAUUAUGGUUGGGGUGACUUCAAAAUAAGAUCAAACAAGUGCCAAGCAAGUGGUGUUUAUAACAGUUUUUAUUUCGUUGUAGCAAUAGUUCCAUACUGGAUGCGUUUCCUGCAGAGCCUUCGACGCUUGAUAGAGGAGAAAGAUGCAAUGCAUGGGUAUAAUGGACUGAAAUACUUCUCAAUACUUGUAGCAGUUGCCAUGAGGACAACUCAUGAUUUACAAAAGGGGAUGAUUUGGAAGAUAAUGGCUGCAGUGAGUUCAGGUGUUGCAACCAUCAUUGCUACAUAUUGGGACAUUGUCGUAGAUUGGGGUCUUUUGAGAAGGGAUUCCAAAAACCCAUGGCUGAGAGAUAAACUCCUUGUAUCGAACAGAAGUGUUUACUUUGCAGCAAUGGCAUUGAAUGUUGUACUGAGACUUGCUUGGAUGCAGUCAGUAUUAGGGUUUAGGGAAGCACCUUUCCUGCAUAGACAAGCGUUAAUUGCAAUAGUUGCCUGCUUGGAGAUCAUUCGACGUGGAAUUUGGAAUUUCUUCAGAUUGGAGAAUGAACACUUGAACAAUGUUGGGAAGUAUCGAGCAUUCAAGUCAGUGCCCCUACCUUUCCACCAUUACAACGAUGAAGACAGGAACAUAUAGGCAUGUACAACUCGGAAGAGAGCAAAAAAAUGGUGGUUGAAUGAUGGCUAUCACCAUUCAUAUACAGUUAUUUGUUUUUAGUCUUUUUUAGUUGAAAUGCAUGUCUGCUUUUAACUGAAGGUAGACAAGGACAUAGGUAUUUAUUUGAUAUUGGUUUUGCUUAACGUUUUUAAUUUUAUCUGUAUUAUCUAUA
Juglans regia (Persian walnut) is the source of this 2651-nucleotide messenger RNA. Its product is annotated as phosphate transporter PHO1 homolog 9-like. Gene Ontology annotation, molecular function: inositol hexakisphosphate binding. Gene Ontology annotation, biological process: cellular response to phosphate starvation; phosphate ion transport. The transcript has 12 exons. Gene Ontology annotation, cellular component: trans-Golgi network; Golgi apparatus; cytoplasm. The record is from RefSeq and is a predicted model, not a curated record. Lineage: Eukaryota; Viridiplantae; Streptophyta; Magnoliopsida; Fagales; Juglandaceae. The coding region runs from base 47 to 2458 and encodes 803 amino acids.